Helianthus annuus (common sunflower) is the source of this 1178-nucleotide messenger RNA. RefSeq lists its product as uncharacterized. The record is from RefSeq and is a predicted model, not a curated record. Lineage: Eukaryota; Viridiplantae; Streptophyta; Magnoliopsida; Asterales; Asteraceae. The transcript has 2 exons. Bases 30 to 1085 code for a protein of 351 amino acids.
UUCAUCCUUCCAUAAUUUACAAAACUACAAUGUCUUCCUCCAUCUCCAAAGCAACCCUCAACUGCCAACAACUCUAUCGUCUAACAUACCGAAUCCUCAACAUGAAUUCCCUCCAUUUCAUCCUCCUCUCCCUCCUCUUCCUCCCCCUCGCGUUCUCUGCCGUUGCAGCCGUUGAAUUCUACUUCUCCUCCCCAACCAAAUUCGACCCAUUCAACCUCAUCCUCUUCAAAACCAUAAUCGCCUCUUCUCAAAAUCUACUCACUCUAAAAACUCUAAUUACAAUUCUCACCUUCAUCUGCUUCAUCGUCCUCCCCACCGUCGCGGGCAUAGCGUUAAUCACCUUUAGCACAAACCAGGCCAUGCAAUAUAAACCUCUCACCUUCUCCUCUGCUCUCAAAUCGCUCGGGCGUUCAUACACCCCUCUUCUCUACACAGUCGUGGCAGGUGCAAUAAGCGUAAUCAUCCUUUUCCUCGCAUUUACCCUUUCCUCAAUCGCAGUCAACAAAGGAGUUAAAGCGUUAGGGUUGGGUUUAGAUAUAUACGUUGUUUUUUCAACCUUUGUAAACUUGAUCUUUUCAUAUGGUUUAGCAUUCACUAUAUUAUUCUUCAUAACAAUAUGGGGAUCAGCAGCCGCGAUCACAGUGUUGGAAUCAAAAUCAGGAUUCAAGGCUCUACAACAAAGCGCGAAUCAAUCAACUGAGUUUCGACGCUACUCGUUUUCCAUAGUGUACUUCACAGGAUUGGUAGGCGGCUCAGCGCUAGCGUGUUCGGCCGUUCUCCAAGUUUCAGGACCGGAAGCAAACUGGAUCAUGAUUGUGAAAUUCGGAGCCAUUUAUUUGACAUCAUCGGUGAUGAUUUUGAUGUAUGUGGUGGGGAACACGGUGUUGUAUGAGCAGUGCAAGGUAGCCAGUGGGGAAGAGGUUGCAAUGACGGCGGUGAAAGGGGAGGUUUCUGGCGAGUAUGUUAGGCUGCUUGUGAAUGAUACAGAGAGUGAGGAGUACUUUAAUGGAGGUUUUAACCACUUGUGGUGUUUUUUAGCAUUUGUUCGGGUAAUUUUACUUUGGGUGCCAGUUGUUUCAUACUGAAAUGAUUUAUUAACUAGGUUUAUCACCUGCUGCAAUGCGGCGGGGAUCGAUUAUAGAUGUAUUAUAGUAAAUGAAAGCCCAAUACUUGUUACA